Messenger RNA from Cucumis melo (muskmelon), 4085 nucleotides. Its product is annotated as importin beta-like SAD2. Lineage: Eukaryota; Viridiplantae; Streptophyta; Magnoliopsida; Cucurbitales; Cucurbitaceae. The transcript has 22 exons. The coding region runs from base 250 to 3348 and encodes 1032 amino acids. Gene Ontology annotation, molecular function: small GTPase binding. Gene Ontology annotation, cellular component: cytosol; nuclear envelope. The record is from RefSeq and is a predicted model, not a curated record. Gene Ontology annotation, biological process: protein import into nucleus.
AGUAGUGGUUAAAACAACCGUAAACCCUAGUACUUUAAAUAAACUCAUAAACACUCUCUUCGCCGGUCUCCCAAACUCUUCUUCUUCGUCCUCUCCUGUUGCGUUAUUCUCGCCAAUUCCAUUUCACAGUCACGAUUCUGGGCCAAGAUUGCUGUUUUUCCAAUUGGGUUCAAUUCUUGAUUGUUUCCAAUUAAGUUGCGAGGACUUGUUUUUUCUUUCUCGAUUUGGGUUUUGUUUUUUUGAACCCAUAUGGAUCUUCCUAGCCUGGCUGUUGUUCUUCAAGCUGCUCUCAGCCCCAAUCCCGAUGAGAGGAAGGCUGCUGAGCAAAGUCUGAAUCAGAUUCAGCAUACCCCACAACAUCUGGUGAGGAUGCUACAGAUUAUUGUGGAUAAUAAUUGUGACUUGGCUGUUCGUCAAGUUGCUAGCAUCCAUUUUAAGAAUUACAUUGCUAAGAACUGGUCUCCCGUUGACCCAGAUGAACAUCAGAAAAUUUCUGAAAGUGAUAAAGAUGCAGUCCGGAAAAACAUUCUUCCAUUCUUGUCACAGGUUCCAUCGUUAUUGAGGGUACAGCUUGGGGAGUGCUUAAAGACUAUCAUUCAUGCUGAUUAUCCGGAGCAAUGGCCGAGUCUUCUUGAAUGGGUGAAAGAAAAUUUGCUAGCUUCAAACGUUUAUGGGGCUUUAUUUGUGUUGCGAAUUCUUGCUAGAAAAUAUGAGUUUAAAUCAGAUGAUGACAGGACUCCUGUCUAUCGAAUUGUUGACGAGACAUUCCCUCUUCUACUCAAUAUAUUUAGCAGACUUGUUCAGAUUGGUGACCCUUCUUUGGAAGUAGCGGAGUUGAUCAAGUUUAUUUGUAAAAUAUUUUGGUCGUCAAUAUAUAUGGAGAUUCCAAAGCAUCUUUUUGAUACACAUGUGUUCAAUGCUUGGAUGAUGCUAUUCUUAAAUAUACUGGAGAGGCCAGUCCCCUUGGAAGGCCAGCCUGCAGACCCUGAACUUAGAAAAUCCUGGGGGUGGUGGAAAGUGAAGAAGUGGACUGUUCAUAUUUUAAAUAGGCUUUACACCCGGUUUGGAGAUUUGAAACUCAAGAAUCCAGAAAGUAGAGCUUUUGCUCAAGCAUUUCAGAAGAACUAUGCUGGGAAGGUCAUGGAAUGUCACUUAAACUUGUUGAAUGUGAUACGUAGUGGUGGCUAUUUGCCAGAUCGAGUAACCAAUCUUAUUCUUCAAUAUCUAAGCAAUAGUAUUUCAAAGAAUAGUAUGUAUUCUUUGCUGCAACCUCGACUUGAUAGUCUGCUUUUCGAGAUAAUUUUCCCCCUUAUGUGCUUCAAUGAUAACGAUCAGAAGCUUUGGGAUGAGGAUCCCCAUGAAUAUGUUAGGAAGGGUUAUGAUAUUAUUGAGGAUUUGUAUAGUCCGAGGACUGCUUCUAUGGAUUUUGUCAGUGAGUUGGUUAGGAAGCGUGGGAAAGAAAACCUUCAAAAAUUUAUCCAAUUCAUCGUUGGAAUUUUCAAUAGGUACGACGAAGCAACUAUUGAAUUUAAGCCCUAUAGACAGAAAGAUGGGGCUCUUCUUGCCAUUGGAGCACUCUGUGACAAAUUGAAACAAACAGAGCCCUACAAGUCGGAACUUGAGCGCAUGUUAGUUCAACACGUCUUUCCUGAAUUCAACAGCCCUGUUGGGCAUCUCAGAGCCAAGGCAGCAUGGGUUGCUGGACAGUAUGCCCAUAUCAAUUUUGCUGACCAGAACAAUUUUCGAAAAGCCUUGCAUAGUGUUGUUGCUGGGAUGCGAGAUCCUGAACUCCCUGUUCGCGUUGACUCAGUUUUUGCAUUGCGAUCUUUCGUUGAAGCUUGCAGAGAUUUGAAUGAAAUCCGUCCAAUCCUUCCCCAACUUCUUGAUGAGUUUUUUAAACUUAUGAAUGAGGUUGAAAAUGAAGACCUUGUAUUUACUCUGGAGACAAUAGUUGAUAAGUUUGGGGAGGAAAUGGCUCCUUAUGCACUUGGAUUAUGUCACAAUUUGGCUGCGGCUUUCUGGAGGUGUAUGAAUACUGCAGAAGCAGACGAAGAAGCUGAUGAUCCUGGUGCUCUUGCUGCAGUUGGUUGUUUGCGUGCAAUUAGCACAAUUCUUGAAUCAGUGAGCAGAAUUCCUCAACUGUUUGUCCAGAUUGAGCCAACCUUGCUCCCAAUCAUGCGAAGAAUGCUGACAACUGAUGGCCAAGAGGUUUUUGAAGAAGUCUUGGAAAUUGUGUCAUUUAUGACGUUCUUCUCCCCUACAAUAUCUAUGGAUAUGUGGAGUCUUUGGCCACUGAUGAUGGAAGCAUUGUCAGAAUGGGCUAUUGAUUUUUUUCCAAAUAUACUUGUUCCAUUGGACAAUUAUGUAUCCAGAGGGACUGCGCAUUUCCUCACCUGUAAAGCACCUGAUUACCAACAAAGUCUUUGGAACAUGAUUUCCUCAAUAAUGGCUGACAAGAAUUUGGAAGAUGGUGACAUUGAGCCGGCUCCAAAGCUUAUUCAAGUUGUCUUUCAAAACUGCAAAGGUCAAGUUGAUCAAUGGAUUGAACCAUAUCUUAGAAUCACAAUAGAACGCCUGCAACGAACUGAGAAAUCAUACUUGAAGUGUCUUCUAAUGCAAGUGAUUUCUGAUGCCCUUUACUAUAAUGCCUCAUUAUCACUCAACAUAUUGCAAAAGCUAGGCGUCGCAGCAGAUGUAUUCAAUCUUUGGUUCCAGAUGCUUCAACAGGUUAAAAAGAGUGGCGUUCGAGUUAAUUUUAGAAGGGAACAAGAUAAAAAAGUUUGCUGCUUAGGAUUGACCUCUUUGCUUGCACUUCCAGCUGAUCAAUUACCUGGAGAGGCUCUGGGGCGUGUGUUUAGGGCCACCCUGGAUCUCUUAGUUGCUUACAAGGAUCAAGUUGCAGAAGCUGCAAAAGAAGAGGAAGUUGAAGAAGAUGAUGAAAUGGAUGGUUACCCAAGCGAUGAAGAUGAUGACGACGGAGAUGGUUCUGAUAAGGAAAUGGGAUUUGAUGGGGAAGAUGGUGAUGAAGUUGACAGCAUCAAGCUUCAAAAGCUGGCUGCACAGGCAAAAUCUUUCCGCCCAGAUGAUGAUGAUUUUGAUUCAGAUGAUGAUUAUAGUGAUGAUGAGGAGAUGCAGUCUCCUUUAGAUGACGUGGAUCCUUUUCUUUACUUUGUAGAUACAAUCAAAGCUAUGCAAGGAUUAGAUCCGAUGAGGUUUCAGAGUCUUAGCCAAUCAUUAGAGUUCCAAUAUCAGGCUCUAGCUCAUGGUGUUGCGCAGCAUGCUGAACAGCGGAGAGUAGAAAUUGAGAAGGAGAAGCUGGAAAGGGCAGCUUCAGCUGCCUCUUCGUGACCGCAAGUCAGAUAUGUCACUUGUAAGGCUAAAAUUUUGAAUUGCUCUCCUGGUCCCGAGUUCAUUGGUUUAGUAAAAUGAUUGAUUGAAUGCAAAAAAAGUUGCUGCCAUUCUCUUGAUUUGACUGGUUCAGUGUUCAUGGAUGAUGUCUGAGCCUCAGAAAGUUCAGGUCUGAAGUUGCUUGGUGCAGUGGUGCAGCCAAGUUCCCAUCUCUAGAGACAAUGCAAAUUGUCCCGAGUUGCCAGAGUCGGUUACCCUUGACCCAGACGGUUUGGGUUGGGUUGAUGGUUCUGUGAGUCCCAUGCAUGUGAUGGCAGAACAUAACUGCCUAUUGUAGUUUGUCUCGUCUCAUUUUGGCCCCAGGCAUAUUUCACAUAGAAUGUUCCAUACCUCCCAUUUUUUUCUCGUCUUAGGUCAUACAGAGUCUACUAUUUUUUGAUAAUUCAUUCUUUUUUUUUUCAAGAUAUGUUGAACACGUCAGUAUAUUUCUGGGUGGUUAUUCCUCGGCUGUAUUCAUAAAAGUCCAAAAUUUUAGGUUAGAAUUCCCUCCGUCGGUGACCCGGUUUUGCGACGGGCGACGGAGUUUUUGCUAGUUUGGGGUUGACUGCAGAGGGCUACUAAGGGUAGCUUUUGAUACUUUUUGGAUUGUGGCUGCUGUUUUUGAUUCUUUAUAUUACUAUUAUCAUUAUAAGUUGUGGGAUUAAUGAGAAGGAAACCUGUUUUCUUGCCUUGCUCUA